UUUAUCGGCAGUAUCAGAAAAUGGCUUCGUAGUUCCAUCUCAAAGGUGGAUGCAAUUGGCGCUAGUGCAUGAAGUUUUUCGGUGUUGCGAAAAACGCCGGGAUGGCCACUUUCAUGCUUCUCUCUGGUAAAGAUAAGAGAAUGAAAAAAAAUCCGUUUCCGCCAUUUGCGCUCUAUUCGCGUAUUUCGCGUUGGUGUGCGUGUGCGGUGGUGUGAGUCUUGCGUCCUCGACAUUUCUUUCGCCGGCGGGUCCGUUAACGUCACUAGUACAUACGCCUCUCAGUCUCACGUUUUUUUCCGUUAUCUUGGUGGCGCACGCAGCCGCGCAUCGCGAAGCGUUUUCUUUUGCAUAUAUGACUGCAAUCGAAAGCACGAGUGCAAGGAGCGUUCCCGACACGACGGUGUUCACUGACAUCCGCGAUACGUUAACAUGUCUGCUCUUCAAAAGUCAAUUUUGAAAUCAAGACUACCACCGUCGGCCGUCAACUUCUCGGCUUUGAACUCCAGACUUGGCAAAUCGAGAGGAGCCCAGCGGAGGAGAGACUACGAACCAGUGCGAUGGGAUCCGUACUUCGAUCAUUCCAAGGAUGUGCCGGUGGGACAGAACACUUUUCACGUUUACAUUAAGGGUACCGAGGGACCGUUAUUAGUUUUAUUGCAUGGUGGUGGUUACAGUGCUUUAACAUGGGCAGAACUCACGAAAUCUAUUAUGACAAUGGUGCUAUGUAGAGUCAUGGCUAUUGAUCUUAGGGGCCAUGGGGAUACACAUACCACAGAGGACGAGGACUUGUCUGCAGAUACUUUAGCAUCGGAUGUUGCAGCUGUUGUAGAUGUAAUUGCGCACGAUGAUCCAAUAAUUCUUUUUGGUCAUAGCAUGGGUGGGGCGGUAGCUGUAAGAGCAGCUCCACUAAUUCCAAAUUUAUAUGGAUUAGGAGUUAUAGAUGUUGUAGAGGGCACAGCGAUGGAUGCGCUAGCCUCUAUGCAGAGUUUUUUAAGAUCCCGGCCGUCUAGUUUUAGCACCAUACCUCAGGCUAUAGAGUGGUGCGUUCGUAGCGGACAAAUUCGGAAUAUACAAUCGGCAAAGGUUUCAGUUCCUGGACAAAUAAAGAACAUUCAAACUAGCAAAUUAGCAACUCAUGAUAUUGACUCAUUGCCAACCCAAUACAACACGUGUGAAUCUAAUCCAGAACCAGUCGUACCGCGGGAUGAUAUUAUCCAAGAAGAAGAGUCAUCCAAUAUGCCACCGCCGCCACCCGCGUCUUCUGCUGCUGUUUCUUCUACUAACAGAAAGUAUGUCUGGAGAAUAGAUUUGGCAAAAACGGAACAGCAUUGGUUCGGCUGGUUUAAGGGAUUAUCGACGGCAUUCUUAAAUGUCCCUAUACCGAAAAUGUUGUUGUUAGCAGGAGUCGAUAGACUAGACCGCGAACUCACUGUAGGACAAAUGCAAGGUAAAUUCCAAAUGCAAGUAUUGCCCGCUUGUGGACACGCUGUUCACGAAGACGUCCCGGACAAGGUAGCGGAGGCUAUUGCUACGUUUAUGGUCAGGCACAAGUUUGCGGAGCCAGCGUCGGAUUUUCCACGGACUUUUCCGGCUUGUUAAGAAAAGAAUUAAAAACAUUUGUAAUGUAAAUGUAUGGAACAAUGUGAAGAUUUUUCUUUUAAUUAGUUGAUAUAAUUUAUUUAUUUCAAGAGAUUAUAAUCACCAAGUAUAGAAACAUAUAUCAUGUGUAAAUAAAGAUAUUUAUCUUGAUGAAAAAAAUAAAUUUGUUCUUAUGUA
Wasmannia auropunctata (little fire ant) is the source of this 1776-nucleotide messenger RNA. RefSeq names its product protein phosphatase methylesterase 1. The record is from RefSeq and is a predicted model, not a curated record. The coding region runs from base 430 to 1599 and encodes 389 amino acids. The transcript has 8 exons. Gene Ontology annotation, molecular function: protein methylesterase activity. Gene Ontology annotation, biological process: protein demethylation. NCBI's taxonomy places the organism in Eukaryota, Metazoa, Arthropoda, Insecta, Hymenoptera, Formicidae.